Oncorhynchus keta (chum salmon) is the source of this 3333-nucleotide messenger RNA. Its product is annotated as GPI-anchor transamidase-like. Gene Ontology annotation, biological process: proteolysis; protein localization to cell surface; attachment of GPI anchor to protein. NCBI's taxonomy places the organism in Eukaryota, Metazoa, Chordata, Actinopteri, Salmoniformes, Salmonidae. The record is from RefSeq and is a predicted model, not a curated record. Gene Ontology annotation, cellular component: GPI-anchor transamidase complex. Gene Ontology annotation, molecular function: GPI-anchor transamidase activity.
UCUCUAUGUCUGUCUCUCUAUGUCUGUCUCUCUCUCUCUGUCUCUCUCUCUCUGUCUCUCUCUCUCUGUCUCUGUCUCUCUCUCUCUGUCUCUGUCUCUCUCUCAGGUGACCGUUGAGAACUUCCUUCGUGUGCUGACGGGAAGGCUGCCACCCAGCACACCGCGGUCUAAACGCCUCCUCUCUGACGACCACAGCAACAUCCUCAUCUACCUCACUGGUCACGGUGGGAACGGCUUCCUGAAGUUCCAGGACUCUGAAGAGAUCAGCAACGUGGAGCUGGCCGACGCCUUUGAACAGAUGUGGACUAAGAGAAGGUACAAUGAGCUGCUGUUCAUCAUUGAUACGUGUCAGGGAGCCUCCAUGUAUGAGAGAUUUUACUCUCCUAACCUCAUGGCCCUGGCCUCCAGUCAAGUAGGAGAGGACUCCCUGUCGCACCAGCCAGACCUGGCUAUCGGGGUCCCUAUGGACAGGUAUACAUUCUACCUGUUGGAGUUUCUGGAGGUCCCUGCUAGCACCGCUAACAUGAAUGAUCUGUUUAAGGUUUGUCCUAAGAGUCAGUGUGUGUCCACUCCGGGCCACCGUACAGACCUUUUCCUCCGUGACCCCGGAAACGUCCUCAUCACAGACUUCUUUGGCAGUGUCCGUAAAGUAGAGAUCACCAUGGAAACCAUCAACCUGACAGCUCCCAUGGUGCAUCUGGCUGUGGAAAGACCAGUAGGUGAGCUGAAGACAGAGAGCCAGUCAUAUGUGGACCAACUACCAGUGGCUGAGAUUAUACACCAGAAACCAAAGCAGAGGGACUGGCACCCUCCAGAUGGUUUCAUCCUGGGUUUGUGGACUCUCAUCCUCCUGGUCUUCUUCAAGACGUACGGCGCCAAGCACCUUAAGCACAUCUUCUAACCCCUGACCUUUUGAAGCUCGACCUCUGACCCAUUUCUGCUCCUUGUGCGGUUUGCACCAGUUCCCUUGGCUUCCUAGAUUUGAAAGAGGACUGGUAUAGGACUCAUGGUGAAUACUCUUAAAGCGCAGGCUUUCAUCCAUCCGAUUAUUUUAAAUGCACGGGGAAUCGUGCACAACUGCGCACUUCAGGAUAAAGGACAGACAAUUGGGACGCGGUGUUGGCGAGGUCCCAAUCUUCUGGAUUACUAGAAGACUACAAAGACGUUAUUAACAGGGAAUGAAUGACGCACUCUUUUAGUGGUAAUUGCCUUUCUAGUCAUUCUAUUUCUAUGGUUAUUAACAUUAUCGAACGGGGCGAUCUGUGAUUGGUACAUCCAUUUUGUUACUGUUUGAAGAGCAGAUGGUUUAUGUUUAAACUCUGAACUGUGUUGGAGAGAAUGUGGUUACAACACUGACCUGCACAAAGACACAUUGUUGUGCCUUUCUGGACAUGAACAGUACUCUGACUACUGAUUACUGCUGGUGUUAAUUAUCCUGGACAUAAACAGUACUCUGAUUACUGCUGGUGUUAAUUAUCCUGGACAUGAACAGUACUCUGAUUACUGAUUACUGCUGGUGUUAAUUAUCCUGGACAUUAACAGUACUCUGAUUACUGCUGGUGUUAAUUAUCCUGGACAUGAACAGUACUCUGAUUACUGAUUACUGCUGGUGUUUAUUAUCCUGGACAUAAACAGUACUCUGAUUACUGAUUACUGCUGGUGUUAAUUAUCCUGGACAUAAACAGUACUCUGAUUACUGAUUACUGCUGGUGUUAAUUAUCCUGGACAUAAACAGUACUCUGAUUACUGAUUACUGCUGGUGUUAAUUAUCCUGGACAUGAACAGUACUCUGACUACUGCUGGUGUUAAUUAUCCUGGACAUAAACAGUACUCUGAUUACUGAUUACUGCUGGUGUUAAUUAUCCUGGACAUGAACAGUACUCUGAUUACUGCUGGUGUUAAUUAUCCUGGACAUAAACAGUACUCUGAUUACCGAUUACUGCUGGUGUUAAUUAUCCUGGACAUAAACAGUACUCUGAUUACUGCUGGUGUUAAUUAUCCUGGACAUAAACAGUACUCUGAUUACUGCUGGUGUUAAUUAUCCUGGACAUAAACAGUACUCUGAUUACUGCUGGUGUUAAUUAUCCUGGACAUAAACAGUACUCUGAUUACUGAUUACUGCUGGUGUUAAUUAUCCUGGACAUGAACAGUACUCUGAUUACUGCUGGUGUUAAUUAUCCUGGACAUAAACAGUACUCUGAUUACCGAUUACUGCUGGUGUUAAUUAUCCUGGACAUAAACAGUACUCUGAUUACUGCUGGUGUUAAUUAUCCUGGACAUAAACAGUACUCUGAUUACUGAUUACUGCUGGUGUUAAUUAUCCUGGACAUAAACAGUACUCUGAUUACUGAUUACUGCUGGUGUUAAUUAUCCUGGACAUAAACAGUACUCUGAUUACUGAUUACUGCUGGUGUUAAUUAUCCUGGACAUAAACAGACAUGAACAGUACUCUGAUUACUGAUUACUGCUGGUGUUAAUUAUCCUGGACAUAAACAGUACUCUGAUUACUGAUUACUGCUGGUGUUAAUUAUCCUGGACAUGAACAGUACUCUGAUUACUGCUGGUGUUAAUUAUCCUGGACAUAAACAGUACUCUGAUUACUGAUUACUGCUGGUGUUAAUUAUCCUGGACAUAAACAGUACUCUGAUUACUGAUUACUGCUGGUGUUAAUUAUCCUGGACAUGAACAGUACUCUGAUUACUGAUGACUGCUGGUGUUAAUUAUCCUGGACAUAAACAGUACUCUGACUACUGAUUACUGCUGGUGUUUAUUCUGUAUUUAUUGUAUGGAAUCUGGUGAAUAGGGGUUUAGAGUUAAAACACAACUGAAGAUUAAAGGAUGGAAGCAGCGAAUACUGGAAGACACAAUCCUAUGUUUGUUGUAUUUUUAUGUUUUAUUAUUUUUAUGUUUUAUUGUUGCAUGGUUUAGAAUUUAAAGAGGGAGAACGGAGAAGGAAAUUGAGGAUAAAAUGAAGGGUUAAAAUAAAUACUGGAAAGCAAAAUGGUCCUUCUCAGGAGAGCAGACCGGUCCUUCUGUAGCUCAGUUGGUAGAGCAUGGCGCUUGUAACGCCAGGGUAGUGGGUUCGAUUCCCGGGACCACCCAUACGUAGAAUGUAUGGAUAAAAGCGUCUGCUAAAUGGCAUAUAUUAUAUUAUUAUUAUUAUUAUUAUAUUAGCAGACGGAUGUGUUCUUUGAGAUGGUUGAUUGUCUUAUUUGAUGUCGUUUAAGGAAAUGUGUGUAUUCUUUAUUCCUUUAUUUUGUGUCUGGCAGCAGAGCUGUCUUUUUCCCUCAUAUCUAUAAUUAAAAUUGAUGGGACUGAAAGGCACUGAAUUGA